ACUGGGGGGAGGGAGUUGUUAAUUUUCCAAUUCCGAUACACCAGCGGAGUGUAACUCCGGGCGGAAAAAUGACUUGCCAGCAGUAGUCCUGCAGCAGCAUCUCGACAAGCCACGCGGGCAGUUUGGUUCAGUUCGCAGCUCAGCUCUGUUUGAGUUGGAUUGGACGAUCGCAUCGAAUUUCUGAGCAGCUCAAGCACGUGUGUGAAUGUUGUGCUAAGUUUCUAAACUCCAAAGUUCUCAAGUGUGCAUGUACGCGUGUGCCGAUCAGUGUGCGAAUGAGUGUGAAAACCAAUUGAAGAAGGUGCCGCGAUUGCAUUCGGAAAACUGUGUCAACGUAGAACUGGCUGACGAUGAUAGCACACCACUGACCCAGAUGUGACGCUGUAGUCGACACAGUGAGACGCACCGGAAAGUACACCAUUAAGCGGGUUUUCGUGGACUAUAACGAGCGCGGUUUGAGGUCACUGUGCUGACAUUCUAGGCAAAGAGUUCUACCGAGUGCGCGUGUGAAGAACAAGUGCAGUAGAAGGCACUGUUAAGCUAUUUUAAUUAGCAGCACAGCGAAGCAGCAGUAUUAUUAUCGCUCACAACAUGGACGUAAGGGACAACUUUACCGAUUUUACGCUGGCGUCCAACUACAUCAUGCAGUUGGCGAUCGACGAAUAUCAGGCAGAUCGCAAUUGGACGCGAUUAAUCGACCGAUACUGGAAUCUGGUGGAGGAUCUCAUUGGAGAUCCACGCGCCAAGCAGCUUCCCUUCAUGGACAAUCCGCUGCCGACGGUCGGGAUGGUGCUGACCUACCUCGCCUGGGUGCUGAUCAUCGGACCGACGUACAUGCGCGACCGGAAACCGAUGCAGCUUACCAACACCCUCUUCUAUUACAACCUCGGCCAGGUCCUGCUGAGCGCUUACAUGUUCUACGAGCACUUGAUGGCGGGUUGGGCACGCGGGUACAGCUUAACAUGCCAACCGGUCGACUACAGUGACGAUCAACUAUCGCGACGGAUGUUCAACCUCUGCUACAUCUACUACCUCUCGAAGCUGUCCGAGUUUGCGGACACGGUAUUCUUUGUGCUGCGCAAGAAAAAGUCACAAAUUUCCUAUCUCCAUCUGUACCACCACUCGCUCACCCCGAUCGAGGCUUGGAUACUGACCAAGUUCCUCGCAGGUGGCAAUGCAACACUGCCCAACAUUAUCAACAACUUUGUCCACACGCUGAUGUACCUCUACUACAUGCUGUCCGCGAUGGGACCGCGCUAUCAGAAGUAUCUUUUCUGGAAGCAGUUUUUAACCGAAUUACAGAUUGCCCAGUUUGUUAUCUGCAUCGGACACGCGAUCAACGCGCUGCUUACGGACUGUGCCUUCCCGAAGUUUAUCACCUUCCUGCUGCUGUGCAACGCCAGCAUAUUCUUCGUGCUGUUUAUGAAUUUCUAUCUGGAAAAUUACCGCAAACAGGCCACUGCGAAGGCGGCGCAGCAGGAAGCAACAGCUCUGGCAGCCUCCUGCCAGCAAGAACACCAGCAGCAGCAGCAGCAGCAGCAGCAGCAAGUGGUAUCAGUGGAGUCGCUGCCGCUCAAGAAGCAACAAUGA
Molecule: messenger RNA, 1590 nt
Organism: Anopheles gambiae (African malaria mosquito)
Lineage: Eukaryota; Metazoa; Arthropoda; Insecta; Diptera; Culicidae
Product: elongation of very long chain fatty acids protein AAEL008004
Exons: 6
Coding region: 592-1590 (332 amino acids)
Biological process (GO): very long-chain fatty acid biosynthetic process; sphingolipid biosynthetic process; fatty acid elongation, monounsaturated fatty acid
Cellular component (GO): endoplasmic reticulum membrane
Molecular function (GO): fatty acid elongase activity
Source: RefSeq, a predicted model, not a curated record